AUGUCCCAAGUAUAUCAUGAUUCUGUUUCUGGUUCUCCAUCAACUCGUGUUGGUAAAGUCAAUCCCGAAGAAGGCAAAAGUCGUAUAUUUGAACGUCCUGAUCUACUCAAUAAUCAAACUCGUUUAAUUCUUAGUGCCGAUAUGAAACCAAAACGUUUAGUGCGUAGUGCUACACGCUCCAUAUCAGCUGGUCAUAAUUUGAAUAGAAUUAAUUCUGCUUCAACAGCUAUUUUAGAGGAUAAUUUAGAUGAGGAUGAUAAUGAAGUAGAUCAAGAUGAAGAUGAUGGUAGUGAUAUGGAUGUUGGUGAUGCAACAAUGAAUCAUGUUGAUCGUGAACGUUCAGUUCAAAUUGAUUAUGAUACGGAUAUUGAACAAGAACAAGAGCCGUUACGAGAUUUUUCUUGUAAAGGUAUCUAUCUGGAUCAGUGUAAAAAACAUGCUGUAAUACCAUCGAGUCACUAUUUGAGAAAUUUGGAUAAUGAAUCAUUAAUAUUUCGUUAUUAUGGUAUGAAACCGGUUAACGUCAAAGUAAUGGUACCAUCAUUGAAAAUAAAUACAACAAUAACAAAAUUAGAUUUAAAAGAAAAUGGUUUAGGAUCGAGAGGUGCCGUAUAUAUCUCUCAAUUACUUAAAGAUUCAGAAUAUAUUACAGAUUUGGAUUUAUCAAAUAAUGAUAUUGGAUUACAAGGUUGUAAAGCACUUUGCAAUGUAUUGCGUUCAAAUCGUACAAUUCGUACACUCAUUUUGGAUGGUAAUCGUUUUAAUGAUGAAUGUGCUCCGUACAUUAGUGAACUAUUGAGUAUGAAUGAAUAUUUAACUCAUGUAAGUAUAAGUAAAAAUUUAUUAGAAGAACAAUCGGGUAAACAAUUGGGAAUAGCAUUAUCAGAAAAUCCAAGUUUAGAAUAUUUAUGUUUAUCAUGGAACUGUUUACGUCAUAAAGGUAUCGGUUUAUUUAUGAAAUUUUUAUUAACAAAUGUUCGAUUACGAACACUUGAUUUAUCAUGGAAUGGAUUUGGUUUAUAUGCUGCUAAAGUAUUUGGUGAUUGUAUGAAAGUAAAUUCAACAUUGGAAGAACUUAAUUUAGCCAAUAAUCAAUUAACAACUGAAGGAGCAACACAUAUUGGUCGUGGACUGAGUAAAAAUGAAACAUUAAAAAUUUUAAUAUUAAAUGGAAAUCCGUUAGAAUCAAGUGGUUGUUAUGCAGUAAUCAAACCGCUUGUCAAAACGCCUACAAGUCAAUUACAAUUAAUUGAUUUAGGAGGAAUAUUUUUAAACAAAGAUUUUAUGGCUUUGGUAGAAGAAGUAAAACAAAUAUUGCCAAAUUUAAAUAUUAAAUUAGGCAGAGAAAAGUAA
Molecule: messenger RNA, 1353 nt
Organism: Didymodactylos carnosus
Lineage: Eukaryota; Metazoa; Rotifera; Eurotatoria; Philodinida; Philodinidae
Source: the annotation of a GenBank genome assembly